Molecule: messenger RNA, 1524 nt
Organism: Oppiella nova
Lineage: Eukaryota; Metazoa; Arthropoda; Arachnida; Sarcoptiformes; Oppiidae
Source: the annotation of a GenBank genome assembly
AUGCUGAAUAUUGCCUACAAAGGAGGACCGAACAAUUUGGAGUCCUUCACCACGAAGAAUGUGAUUCAAUGCGAACCAAUAGAAGUUUGUGAACCAACUUUCCCUGAUGAGAUCGUAAUCAAAGUCGAUAAUGUGACGGGACGGGGAUGUUGUCCCGCGUGCGUUCAUUAUCUAAAUGAAUACGACUCGUGUAAGGUGGGUUCACUAAUAUACCGGUGCCGGAACGGCCUGUUUUGCAACCCAUCGACCAAACAGUGCAAUAUUCCGAGUGUGGACCCGACUCAGAAAAAAUGUCUCAUUGAAUACCACAAUAGAAAUCAAGUGGCGAAUAAGGGCUUGAAAUUUUACAUCGAAACCAAUAAAAGGAAAACCGAUAUCAUGUAUUACCCCAUGGAAUACGAAACCGAUUUGUUAGAUAUGCCCGACUGUGACGAUGAGACGGGACAUUAUAAGAUCAAACAGUGUGGGCAGGAAAAAUGCUUUUGUGUGAACCCAGAGGACGGACAGUUCACAUUCGGGUUGAGUUUGAAGGACAUGGCUGAGAACGUGACAUGUAAGUGCGCCGACCAUUUCCAUAAGAAAUAUAUGGGGUCGGAUGGCGAUUUUCGUAAUCUCGAGGAUAACGCUCAGAUACACAUGAAGUGCGACAGCGCCGGCAACUUUGAGCCCUUACAGUGCGUUAACGGCACCUGUUUUUGUGUCGAUGAAAAGACUGGUCAGCCCUCGUCUACUAAGGCUGCUCUGUAUGGCGCCCUCCAGACUUUGCCCUGUUUCGAUUUAGAAAAGAGUAAGAAAAUGAAUACAAAAGAAUCGGACCCUAACUAUCAGAAUGGAUGCGACAAACUAGUGUUGAGAUCAGAAUCCCUUUCACUGGAAUUCCUCAAAAAGGGAACAGAAUUGUCGAAUAUGGGUGAUGUCACUUGCUCAUAUGAUGGCAGAUAUGGAUCCAGACAAUGCAAUGCAUUCCAAUGCUUUUGUGUGAACCCAAGCGACUCGACUCUGGCGGGCAAUUACCGGAUCGAUAGGUCUGCGGGUAAGAUGAAUGAGAUGAGCUGCCGGUGCGCUCUGCAGGAGUUCUACCAGACAAAGGAGAACCUGCCGUAUAGUAAGCUUCAAUGCGACACUUUAGGGAACUUCAAUCCCUUCCAGUGCUCCAAUGGGGGCCGGGAAUGCUAUUGUGUUGACGAGAAUGGCUCCCGAAUUAGCAAAAAGAAGCCCACACUAUGCUUGGAUAAGUUCAUGAAGAGUGACAUCAAUGGUCUCCAGAAGGAAGAGAUCUGUCAGUUCAUGAGGAAGGCACUGUCCGACAAAGCCAUGGUUGACGACAUAUACUAUACGGUCCGGUAUAAUGAGAAUUGGGAUCUCGUCGAGAUCACCAAACCUCAAGAUUCCCAACUCUACUCAACCGAUAAAUGCUAGUCUAAUAACCAGUGCUAUCGCUGUAUCUAGGAGUGCUCUGGUAGGUUAUCGGCACUACCAUAUAGAUCACCAGGCACUACCAGGUUAUAGACUUAUCAAAAGUUU